Molecule: messenger RNA, 1915 nt
Organism: Tarenaya hassleriana
Lineage: Eukaryota; Viridiplantae; Streptophyta; Magnoliopsida; Brassicales; Cleomaceae
Product: NAD-dependent protein deacetylase SRT1
Exons: 15
Coding region: 37-1677 (546 amino acids)
Molecular function (GO): NAD+ binding
Source: RefSeq, a predicted model, not a curated record
AAUUCUCUUAUAUAUCUAUAUAUAUAUAUAUAACCUAUGAUCAAAUUGGUAUUAUCUUCUCAACCGGAAUGGUGCUCAAGUGAAUUCAGAUCGGUUAACUUCGAUUUUCAUCCGAUCCAAGUGGUUGCACUGCUAAAUAUAAAAGUUGCCCUUUUUUUUUUGUUCAGGACCCAAGGAAAAGGGAAAGGACCCAGAAGAAGAAGAAGAAGAGAAAAUAAGAACAGGUCCCUUCUCUUUUUACAUCGAAAGGGAGAGACUUGUCCGGAGAAGGACCGGAACUCCAUGUCGCUAGGUUACGCAGAGAAGCUUUCUUACAUUGAAGAUGUUGGUCAAGUGGGCAUGGCUGAAUUCUUCGACUCGUCUCAUGUUCUACAGUACAAGAUUGAACAACUUGCUAAGAUGAUUCAAAAGAGUAAGCAUCUAGUAGUCUUUACAGGUGCAGGCAUUUCAACGUCAUGUGGUAUACCCGAUUUUCGAGGUCCCAAAGGAAUUUGGACAUUACAGCGUGAGGGCAAAGCAUUACCGAAAGCAUCUUUACCGUUUCAUCGUGCAAUGCCAAGCAUGACCCACAUGGCGUUGGUUGAACUAGAAAGAGCUGGUAUCUUAAAAUUUCUCAUCAGCCAGAAUGUGGAUGGGCUACAUCUUCGAUCUGGAAUACCCAGAGAAAAGUUAGCUGAGUUGCAUGGAGAUUCCUUUAUGGAUAUGUGCCCAUCAUGUGGAGCCGAGUAUCUUCGUGAUUUUGAGGUGGAAACUAUUGGAUUGAAGGAGACAUCAAGAAGAUGUUCAAAUGAAAAGUGCGGAGCUAAACUUGUAGAUACUGUCCUAGAUUGGGAGGAUGCUUUGCCUGAAAAGGAGAUGAACCCUGCUGAGAAACACUGCAAAAUGGCUGAUCUUGUUCUCUGUUUAGGGACCAGUUUGCAGAUAACUCCUGCCUGCAAUUUGCCUCUCAAAUGUCUCAGAGGUGGAGGCAAGAUCGUGAUCGUCAAUCUUCAGAAAACUCCAAAAGACAAGAAAGCAAGUUUGGUAAUUCAUGGACUUGUCGAUAAGGUGGUUGCGGGGGUAAUGGAGAUGCUUAACAUGCAGAUUCCUCCAUAUGCGAGAAUUGAUUUUUUCCAGACGAUCCUUAAUCAGUCCUUAAGUGCAGAUCAGAAAUACAUUAACUGGACACUACGUGUUGCAAGUGUUCAUGGAUUGAAUUGUCCAUUGCCAUUCAUCAAAUCUAUCGAGGUUUCGUUCUCUGAUAGUCAGAAGUACAAAGCUGCGGUUUUAGACAAGCAGCCAUUUGUAGUGAAAAGGAGAACGACACGAUCUGAAACGUUUGAAAUAUUCUUGAACGUUAACUAUAGCGAUGGCUGUGGUUGCCUCUCCACCCAAGUAAAUGUUCCGUUCGAUUUCAAGGGUCCGACACAGAACGGAGAAGAAGAGAUCGACAGAGAAGCUGUCUUGAAGUGCCUCCGAGAGAGAGCGGUUCAAGAAUCAUGUUGCGGGCAGAUCGCGAAAAUUGAGAGUAGAUUGGUUGUCGAACCACGAAGCGAGGCCAUUGUCUACGCUGCAGUGACUAACCUCAAGACCUUCCAGUCAGAGUCUCGGUCACUUGAGGAACUGAAAUGGAAGCUGGAAGGUUCCGGAACUUCCCGGAAACGUUCUAGAAACCGCAAGCGAAAACCGAUUACGUAGUAGAACAAGAUCUUUCAGAAAAGUAUGACAAGUGGUGUUUCUUGUGAUAUGUAUAUAUAGUUUACUAGUACGGUCAGUGAUAUGAAACUAGUCUAGUCUAACCGGAAAUAUGGGAAUGACGGGGAACCGAGUGAAUUUUGUUUUGUUGCCGCACUCGGUUUCCUUAACCGGAGUUAACCGACGUUUGGGGAAGAAGGUUUAAUCCGGUUUAGUAUUGGUACAUUGCCCUUUUUUUUUA